GAAUUGCUGCAAGAAGAAGCUAUCGCACGGAGCUUCGAAGUUCCUGUCUUCCCAGCCAGACUGGCUGCAGCGGAGGAUCCAGCCGGAUCCGAGGUUCAUUACCGUUCCUGGCGUGUCUUUGGAGGAGUUUGGCGGCCCAGUCCCGCCCUCCCACGCUCGGCUGGACCUCUUCGGUGCUGUUGAUCAGCUCCACAUGGGUGUCCUGCGCCAGCAGUGCUGGCACGAGCACUUUCAGCCCUAUCCCUGCUGCCAUCCUUCCUUCGGACCGGAAGGGCUUGCAAGCUGUUGGGGAACAGGAUUCGUGUUCCUCGACUGUUGCUUGCCGCCUUCGAUCCUGAAGCUGACGCUGCCACUUGCAAUACCCUGGCUGCCGGAGGAGGUCGACUUUAUCGUCGUGGGCGCCGGCUCUGCCGGCAGUGUGGCCGCCUCGCGUCUGGCCCGUCGCGGUUUCUCGGUGGCUUUGCUCGAGUCUGGUGGAAGUGGGUAUGCUGGCGGGGUGGACUCCCACCCCAACCCUUCUGCACCGGAGCAAGCCGAUCACUGGUAUGUGAACGACAUCGAGUGGGGCUUGGGGAAAGUGACCCGAGUAACGCAGAUCAUCCAUGGCCGCGGCCUGGGCGGCACCUCCUCCGUCAAUGGCCGCUACUACACGCGGACCUACCUCCCCUUCGACCGUGAGGUGGUUUUGAAGGCUUACGAAGAUGUGGAGGCGGAUCUGGAGAUGCACACCGAGGAUUUGGACAGUGGGAGGUCUCCGUGGCAGGCAGCCAUCCUGGACGCUCUCGCAGAGGCCGGCGUUCCCUUCCGGCAGAAUGCCUCGAUGUUGUGGCACAGCGCCUCUGUUGGCCCCACCCAGCGGAUUGCUCGCUGCCGGUCCGGCAUGUCUCUUGGGCCGUCGUCCUACCACUGCGCCCUUGGUGCCGAGAAGCUGGGAGUGGGAGGAGAGGGAGGAGAGGGAGGAGAGGGAGGAGAGGGAGUCCGAGUCGUCUUGCAGGCCCACGUGGCGAAGAUCAUUUUGGAACGCGGCCGGGCGCGCGGAGUCUUGGUCGGCAGCGCGGGCCCGAGCGGCUCGAACGGCCAGGCGGUGGCUCGCUGCCGGCAUGGCGUCGUCGUGAGCGCUGGUGCCUUGCAGACCCCGGCUCUCCUUCAGCGUUCGGGGAUCGGCAGCCGCGAGGACGCGCAACGUUUGGGGAUCAAGCUGGAAGUGGAGAGCCCGGCGGUGGGUGGCCACCUGAAGGAUCACCAGUACCUUGCUUUCCGAGUAAGAACGCCGCUGCCUUGCAGGGAGCCGCUCGGUGCACCGAGCGGGAGCCUCUAUGCCUUCUACUCCCGCUUAGGGGGGCCGAGCCGCUCGAGGGGCCGCUGGAGGAGGCCUUCGCUGGAGCUCCAGAUGCUUCCGCGUUGCACCGCCUCAAACCUGGAGCUGAAGAGCUUUCUGAUUUUACUCCGGAGCCGUAGCGCGGGCCGCGUGCUGGCACGCUCCAUGGACCCGUCCGAGCCUCCCGGAGUGCUUUUGGAUCCCUUUGCAGGCAAUGCCUCGGAUGUGGUAUCCCUCCUCAAUGGGCUCCGGGAACUUUACAGCGUACUGCAGAAAGCCUGGCCAGAGCUGUCCUUCGAGCCUUCCUAUGAAGACUUGAUGAAGGACGAGGUUGCCGGACGGCAUUGCGCUCAAUUUCUGGGUUCCUGGCAGCACCCGAUGGGAACUUGCCUCCUUGGGAAGGUGCUGGAUGCUCGGCUCGGGCUGCGUGGGGUGAGGGGCCUCUGGGUGGCCGAUGCCUCGGUGCUGCCCGACUGGGCGCUGGCCGGGCACCCUGACGCCGGCAUCCGUGCUGUCGGCUCCCUGGUUGCCACCUUCGCCGCCGAAGAUUCUGGAGCGGCUUGA
Molecule: messenger RNA, 1882 nt
Organism: Symbiodinium necroappetens
Lineage: Eukaryota; Dinophyceae; Suessiales; Symbiodiniaceae
Source: the annotation of a GenBank genome assembly